This is a messenger RNA of Gastrolobium bilobum, 805 nucleotides long. RefSeq lists its product as uncharacterized. NCBI's taxonomy places the organism in Eukaryota, Viridiplantae, Streptophyta, Magnoliopsida, Fabales, Fabaceae. The record is from RefSeq and is a predicted model, not a curated record. The coding region runs from base 59 to 463 and encodes 134 amino acids. The transcript is spliced from 6 exons.
UUCAUUCUACAACUUUUCACGUUCCUGGUUUUCACACAGAGGCGCAGAACAGAAGAACAUGGAAGGUUCCAACCUCAGUGGCGGUUCCAGUCAAAACAUUCGAUGCCAUCACUGCGCAGGACCCCUUUCAAAGGAUAUGGAAACCAGUAAUUGGAACGUUUCCCCCCUCAUCAGGGAUAGCUUUUCUAUGAUUGGUUCUGCCUUUGGUGGCAUCACAAGUGCAUUUUAUGGCUUCAACCAUGUUAUGCCAAUUGUCCGGAGGUCGGUUAAGGGACCCAUGUGGUUACAUUUUUUUGUUGGCACACCACCUGUGAUAGUAUUCUCUUCAGCAUGUGCAGGACUGGCAGGUGGGGCUGUUCCUGCUUUUGCACAACUUGUUUCCUCAUCUUACCACGCAGCAAUGUCAUCGCCUCCUUCAAAGGAUGAAAAGAUUCAGAAAUCAAGAACUUCCUCUACUCUAUAAUCAUGCAUUCGUACUGCCUGUGCUUACAGUUUUGUUUCUCUUGUGUAAAUACUGCUCUUGAGCUUUAGUGCUCCACUGUGUAAUUUCAGAUCCUAUCAGCUGGUUCUUGAGAUCAGAUAGAUGCAUCAUCCAUGAUUGAUAGUUUGGUUUAUUAUGUUAUGAUUUCUUUAAUAAGGAUUUCAUGUUGCUUGUUAGGUUCCCUUUGCAAUCUCCUCAGCUAUUUUUAUUUAUUAUCCAUGUAACUUCUGCAUCCUUUGGUUAUAUUUCGGAUGCCUUCAUUUUACAAUAGUGAAAACGAUCUCUAUAUUGUUUAUCCCCCAGUUUAUGUUGUAUUUAAGUAAU